AUGGCAACAGGAGUUAGGAUCGCAAUGUUCCUAUUCUUGGCCUUCAGCUCAGCAGUAGCCCAAAAUGUAACAGAAAGCAAAGUACAAGAAUUCCAUGUAGGGGUGGUACUUGAUUUGGGGACAACAGUUGGGAAGGUAGCACAUACCAGCAUUUCAAUUGCUGUCGAGGAUUUCUAUGCGAUCCAUCCGAACUACACCACACGGCUCGUCCUCCACGUCAGGGACUCCAUGAGUGAUGAUGUCCAAGCUGCAUCUGCAGUUCUUGACUUGCUGGAGAACUACAAUGUCCAAGCUAUUAUUGGCCCACAGAAAUCUUCUCAAGCUGUUUUUGUAUCAGCUCUCGGGAAUAAGCAUCAACUCCCAAUUAUAUCAUUCACAGCAACAAGCACAUCUUUAUCUUCCCCUGGUCUUCCAUAUUUUGUGCAAGCAACAUCACGUGACUCUGCACAAGUGAGUAGCAUCGCCUCCAUAAUAAAGACCUACGGAUGGAGAGAGGUGGUGCCUAUCUAUGUAAACAACAAUUAUGGUAGAGGUAUUAUACCAGAUCUUGCUAAUGUCCUUGAAGGAAUAGAUGCCCAUAUUCCUUAUCGCAGUGCUAUAGAUGAAUCAGCAACAGGCGAACAAAUUACCCAAGAACUCUACAAGCUGAUGACAAUGCACACAAGGGUUUUUGUUGUUCACAUGUCCUCCUCCUUGGGCUCCCUCUUGUUCACAAAAGCAAAGGAAAUUGGCAUGAUGAGCAAAGGAUUUGUUUGGAUCAUAACAGAUGGACUAGCAAGUCUUGUAGAUUCCCUAAAUCAUUCAGUCGUGGAAGCAAUGAAUGGUGCCUUGGGGGUUGUGUCCUAUGUUCCUAAGUCAACAGAACUUGACAAUUUCACCAUGAGAUGGUAUAUGAGAUCCCGAAAUGAUCAUCCCAAUGACCCAACAUUGAAAUUAAGCAUCUUUGGACUAUGGAGCUAUGAUACAAUCUGGGCAGUAGCACAAGCAGCAGAAAAGGCAAAGGUUACUGAAGAUAAAUUUGAAAGACCACCUGCAAUUGAAAACUACACAAGUUCAAAAACUUUAGAGAACUCAAGAAAUGGUCCAGCAGUCCUAAAGGAGAUUUUGCAAACCAAGUUUCAAGGUUUAAGUGGUUACUUUGACCUUACAGAUGGACAGCUGCAAAUUUCCAUGUUUCAGAUAAUAAAUGUAGUUGGAAAAGCACAUAGAGUAAUUGGGUUUUGGACUGCACAAAAUGGAAUUUCACAGCAAUCAGAUCAAAGGAGAUCAAAUACAACAUACUGGAGCACCACACCCACACGUAAUUUGAAGACCGUGAUUUGGCCAGGAGAAUCUACAGAGGUGCCCAGAGGGUGGGAAAUUCCAACAGACGGGAAGAAGCUUCAAGUUGGUAUAGUCAUAGGUGCAGGUUAUCCAAAAUACAUAGAUGCCAAUGAAGACUCCCUAACAGGUGAAAUUAAAGCAAGUGGACUUGCAAUCGAAAUAUUUGAAGAGGCAGUAAAGAGACUUCCUUAUGCACUCCCUUAUGAAUACGUAGUAUUUAACACCACAGAGAAUGUAAGUUCAAGCUACGAUGAUUUUGUCAACCAAGUUUACCUUAAGAAGUAUGACAUAGCAGUUGGAGACAUAACAAUUAGGUACAACAGAAGUUUGUACGUCGACUUCACUCUGCCUUACACUGAAUCAGGGGUAGCAAUGGUUGUUCCUGUCAAGGAAAGCGUGGACAAGAAUGCAUGGAUUUUCUUGAAGCCACUGACACCUGGCAUGUGGUUUGGGACUAUCAUACUCUUUAUCUACACAGGCAUUGUGAUAUGGUUGUUGGAGCUUCUAGGCAACAACAAGAAUGUUCAGGAAGAGAUGGUGAAACGCCUUACCUCUCGGAUAGUAUUGGUCAUAUGGCUGUUUUUCCUUGUGGUACUUAAGUCAAGCUACACUGCAAGCUUGACAUCCAUGCUAACUGUGCAACAGCUCCAACCAACUGUAACGAAUGUCGACGAACUCCUAAAAACCGGACAAUCCGUUGGGUAUGCGCGUGGUUCCUACAUCAAGGGUCUUUUGGAAGAACUCGGUUUUGAUGCAUCAAAGAUCAAGCCCUAUGACACCCCUGAAGGUUAUCACAAUGUACUUUCAAAGGGAAGCAAGAAUGGUGGUAUUGCUGCCCUUGUAGAUGAAAUCCCAUACAUCAAAUUAUUUCUCGCAGAGCAUUGCAUGGGAUACACCAUGGUCGGGCCAAUAUAUAAGACCGCAGGUUUUGGAUAUUUUUACAAAAGGGUUUCUCUUCUUUCUCAGGCAUUGAGGAAGGGAUCGCCCUUAGUCGGUGACAUCUCACAGGCAAUCCUCAACAUAACAGGUGGAGACACUAUCAUUCAAAUCGAGAAGAAAUGGAUAGGAGACCAAAACAACUGCCAAAAUGUGGGCACCAUAUCUGGCACAGGUAGCCUCACCUUUGACAACUUUGCAGGACCCAUCAUCGCUACUGGAGUUGCCUCGACCACUUCUCUUGUGGUUGCCUUGAUAGUCUAUUUCUGCAAAAAGAAACAAGUAGGACCUCAAAAUGGUGGCUCAGAACAAAUCUUGCCACCUGAAAAUGGUGGAGAUGAAGAAAGCCAGUGCCAACAAGCAGCCAGAGACAGAGGGAUGCAUGGACAAAGGUGA
This is a messenger RNA of Setaria italica (foxtail millet), 2655 nucleotides long. Its product is annotated as glutamate receptor 2.7. The transcript is spliced from 6 exons. The record is from RefSeq and is a predicted model, not a curated record. Gene Ontology annotation, molecular function: glutamate-gated receptor activity. NCBI's taxonomy places the organism in Eukaryota, Viridiplantae, Streptophyta, Magnoliopsida, Poales, Poaceae. Gene Ontology annotation, cellular component: plasma membrane. Bases 1 to 2655 code for a protein of 884 amino acids.